Helianthus annuus (common sunflower) is the source of this 3530-nucleotide messenger RNA. Its product is annotated as alpha-aminoadipic semialdehyde synthase. Gene Ontology annotation, cellular component: cytoplasm. The transcript has 24 exons. Gene Ontology annotation, molecular function: saccharopine dehydrogenase activity. The record is from RefSeq and is a predicted model, not a curated record. The coding region runs from base 229 to 3378 and encodes 1049 amino acids. NCBI's taxonomy places the organism in Eukaryota, Viridiplantae, Streptophyta, Magnoliopsida, Asterales, Asteraceae.
CGGAAGGUUUCUCACGUUUUCAGUGAUCUUCGUCAUCUUUAUCACGACUCCUACUUGUAAUCGUUAUCCAUCCCUUUCCGCAUACGUCACUAUGAAUCACCACCACCAUCAUCAGCGAUGUUUACUAAACCACAUUCAUUGUCCCACUGAAAAACCCAAACAGGUUUCUUCUUCUUCUUCUUCUUCUGUUAGGGUUUCAACAUUACUAAUUUCCAUUUUGUUUAAAACAUGCGGGGCAAUGGAGUUAUAGGGAUUCUCUCAGAAUCCACAAACAAAUGGGAAAGACGGGCCCCUUUAACACCCGCCCACUGUGCUCGACUUCUCCACAGUGGUAAGGGUAAAGCGGAAGUCACACGCAUUAUUGUACAACCAUCAACCAAGCGUAUACAUCAUGAUGCUCUCUAUGAGGAUGUUGGUUGUGAGGUUUCUGAGGAUUUGUCUGACUGUGGUCUCAUAUUGGGCAUCAAGCAACCAAAGUUGGAGAUGAUUCUUCCUGACAGAGCAUAUGCCUUUUUCUCCCACACUCACAAGGCACAGAAAGAGAAUAUGCCCUUGCUAGAUAAAAUCUUGGCUGAAAGGGCAUCUUUGUUUGAUUAUGAGCUCAUUGUUGGAGAUGAGGGGAAAAGGUUACUUGCUUUUGGCAGAUUUGCUGGUAGGGCUGGCCUUGUCGACUUCUUAAGUGGACUCGGAAGAAGGUAUCUGAGUCUUGGAUAUUCCACCCCAUUCCUGUCGCUAGGUUCGUCUUAUAUGUAUCCCUCACUGGCUGCUGCCAAGGCUGCAGUUGUUUCCGUCGGUGAAGAGAUCGCUACUACCGGAUUGCCCUCAACAAUAUGUCCUCUAGUUUUUGUUUUCACUGGUUCUGGAAAUGUUUCUCUUGGAGCACAAGAAAUAUUCAAGCUUCUCCCUCAUACGUUUGUGGAUUCAAGUAGACUUCCAGAAUUAUUUGACACGGCUUCUCUGCCCAGAAGAGCUUUCCAAGUGUAUGGCUGUGUUGUGGGUUAUGAAGACAUGGUUGAACAUAGUGAUCCUGUUCAAGUCUUUGAUAAAGUUGAAUACUAUGCACAUCCUGAACGAUACGAGCCAGUUUUUCACAAGAAGGUUGCUCCGUAUGCAUCCGUUAUAGUUAAUUGCAUGUACUGGGAGAGAAGAUAUCCUCGUUUAUUGAGUUACCAGCAGCUACAAGAUCUAGUGCAUAAAGGCUCUCCACUUGUUGGGAUUUGUGAUAUUACUUGUGAUAUAGGAGGAUCUAUAGAAUUUGUCAACAGAACCACAUUAAUUGACUCACCUUUUUUCAGAUAUGACCCGCUUGGUGACUCGUAUCAUGAAGACAUGGAGGGUGAUGGUGUAAUAUGUUUAGCUGUUGACAUUCUGCCAACUGAAUUUGCCAAAGAGGCUUCCCAACAUUUUGGUGAUGUUCUUUCCCAUUUUAUUGGGAACUUGGCUUCGACUAAGGAUAUUGAGGAUCUACCUCUUCACUUAAAGAGAGCUUGUAUAGCACAUGGAGGGGCUCUUACUCACUUAUACGAAUAUAUUCCCCGAAUGCGGAAUUCACAAGAAACGCAAGGGAACGUUACAAAUGGUCUCUCUAAAAAGAAGAGAUACACUAUGUUGGUUUCUAUAAGCGGUCAUCUUUUUGACCAAUUUCUGAUCAAUGAGGCCUUGGAUAUUAUUGAAGCUGCUGGGGGCUCCUUUCAUCUCGUCAAAUGUCAAGUGGGUCAGUGCGCCGAUUCAAUGUCUUACUCAGAACUCGAAGUUGGUGCAGAUAAUAGUGCAGUCCUUGAUAAAAUAGUUGAUAGCUUGACAUCUAUAGCAAACACAAAGGAAGAGGACAAUGGAAAAACAAAUUUGUUUGCUGUCAAGGUUGGGGAAGUGAAGGAUUCUUGUGUGAAGAUGGGUGGUUAUGGUUCAAAAAAGAGGAACACAGUUCUUAUUUUAGGGGCGGGGCGGGUUUGUCAACCUGCUGUUGAAUUCUUGUCUUCAAUUGGAAACAGCAAUUCACCAUCAGAAUGGAAAAAAUCAUGUAAGAUAGCAGCAGAAUUCGAGGAGCACAACUAUGUUCAAGUUAUAGUUGCAUCCCUUUUUCUCAAGGAUGCAGAGGAGAUAAUCAAUGGUAUUCCAGAUGCAAUUGCAGUUGAGCUGGACGUGAUGGAUCAUGAUAGUCUCAGUAAAUACGUCAGUCAGGUCGAUAUUGUUAUCAGUCUACUGCCUGCAAGUUUUCAUAAUACCAUCGCUAAUGUCUGCAUUGAGCAUAAAAAAGAUCUUGUUACUGCUAGCUACAUUAAUGAUUCAAUGUUGAAGCUACAUGAUGCAGCCAAAGGUUGUGGCAUUACAAUUCUUGGUGAAAUGGGCUUGGAUCCUGGAAUAGAUCAUAUGAUGGCAAUGAAGAUGAUCAACGAAGCACAUGCCCAAGGAGGGAAAAUCAGGUCUUUUACAUCCAACUGUGGGGGUAUUCCAUCUCCUGCAGCUGCAAAUAACCCAUUAGCUUACAAGUUCAGCUGGAAUCCAGCAGGGGCUAUACGAUCUGGGUGCAAUCCUGCCACCUACAGACAUGAUGGAGGAACUGUACAUGUUGACGGGGAUAAGAUAUACGAGUCAGCGACAAAAUUCCGGCUACAUGAUUUUCCAGCUUUUGCUCUGGAGGUUCUACCCAAUCGCAACUCCUUAAUUUAUGGGGAUUUGUAUGGUAUACAAGAUGAAGCCUUGACAAUCUUUCGUGGGACUCUGCGUUAUCAAGGGUUUGGUGAGAUAAUGGGUUCACUGGCACGAAUUGGUUUCUUCCAUAAUGAAGUUUGUCCAAUUCUUACAAAUAAAGAUAGACCUAGACCUGCUACAUAUAGAACAUUUCUAUUUGCACUUUUGGAGUUAGAUAACUCUGAUGAUGAAGAAGAAUCAGUCAAGGCAGAGAAGCUUAUAUCAGAAAGGCUGCUAGCACUUGGAAUCUGCAAACAGGAUGAAGCUGCAAUCAGGACAGCUAAAGCAAUUAUAUUUUUGGGAUUUUACGAGCAAACAGAGGUACCCUCAACAUGCCAAACUGCAUUUGAUGUGACAUGCCUCCGCAUGGAAGAAAGAUUAGCCUAUACCAGAACAGAACAGGACAUGGUUCUUUUGCAUCAUGAAAUAGUGGUAGAUUUCUCAAAUGGGUGCCCCACAGAGCACCGCCAGGCUACCUUAUUGGAAUUUGGAAGGGUUGAGAAUGGGAAAGAAACAAGUGCCAUGGCUUUCACUGUCGGAAUUCCUGUAGCCAUUGGAACCCUGCUUUUACUUGCAAAAAAUAUUACAACUACUGGUGUCCUAAGGCCUAUUGAUCCAGAAGUUUAUGAGCCAGCACUGGAAAUCUUACACGCUUAUGGAUUCAACAUAAUGGAGAAGAUUGAUUAACAAUUGUCAGUCUGAUGAUUCUUUAUUAGUCCAAGUGUAUUAAUUACAUCAGAGGGUCCUAAAUGUAAUAUCUUUGUCUUUAUAUUGUAUUGUAAUGACAAGUUUAUCACGAUAACCAAAUCUAUGGAACCUAUCGGUAUCACUUUGUAUCA